Molecule: messenger RNA, 207 nt
Organism: Adineta steineri
Lineage: Eukaryota; Metazoa; Rotifera; Eurotatoria; Adinetida; Adinetidae
Source: the annotation of a GenBank genome assembly
AUGUCGAUGCAAAAACAAUGGCCAGAAUUGGUUGGACAAUCAUUCGAACAGGCAUCUCAAGUUAUACUUGCAUUUGAUAGCAAUCUUCAUCCUUAUAAUGCAAGAAAUGGAAUGGAAAAUUAUAUGUUUGAUCCACUUCGUGUUUCAUGCGUUACAAAUGAUAAUGAUAUUGUAACUCAAACACCGAGUUAUACUUUUCGUAAUUAA